AUGGCUAUCAAAGAGACAGUAACGGCUGUUGAAUUUGUCUCAAAGCUGGAGCACUGCAUUUCUAUCUUGUCACCCAUCGACAAAUGGAUCAAGAUCUUUCAAAGUGACCGCGUACCGGUGUCAGAAGUUCUGAACCUCCAUGAGUCGAAAUACAUUGUGGCCGCCAUCAAGACUCGCUGGGAUUUUGUGUACGACGACGCGCACGGGGUGGGCUACCUGCUGGACCCGCGGUUUGUGGGCGGCGGUAUUGACAGCAUGGAAUUCAAGGAAGAUGUAGUUGAUUUCGUAGUUACCUAUGCACCAUCAGACACCCCGCCCUCGACGAACAGCCUGCAAGCGUGGCCACUCCUACGCGAACGAGCACUUCGCGUUCUCAACCUUGUGGCAUCCAGUGCUGCUUCCGAACGUAACUUCUCCAUGCACGGCUUCAUCCAGUCCAAGAAGCGAAAUAGACUAAGCCCCAGUACCGUGACAAAACGGAUGUACAUCACGACGAAAGACAAUCUGGACGACGAAGUUGGAGGUAAAGACUACUCAUCGGACGAGUAUACAAACUCUGAGUAA
Molecule: messenger RNA, 564 nt
Organism: Aphanomyces astaci
Lineage: Eukaryota; Oomycota; Saprolegniomycetes; Saprolegniales; Verrucalvaceae
Exons: 3
Coding region: 1-564 (187 amino acids)
Molecular function (GO): protein dimerization activity
Source: RefSeq, a predicted model, not a curated record